AGCCCAAUUCCGAUGAAACAGGCACACACCCAAGGGCAAAACAGAGAUUUGCUUUUAUAGCCACUAUACUUUGGUGGCUGGUGAGUGACUGACUCUUUGUCAUUUGCCAAGGAUUGAAAAAGGAGAGCCCUCCCCUCCAAUUGGUGUCUGCUUCUUAAUUUCCCAGAUCAAGUGAAAUGGCUGGUCACAAAGUUGCUCAUGCCACAUUGAAAGGACCAAGCGUUGUCAAGGAGAUAAUCAUUGGGGCGGUGCUUGGUUUGGCUGCUGGAGGCCUCUGGAAAAUGCAUCACUGGAAUGAGCAGAGGAAGAUAAGGACAUUCUAUGACUUGCUGGAGAAGGGUGAAAUCAGCGUCGUUGCCGCCGAAGAAUAGAUCUUCUGAUUUAUAAACAUGAUUUUGUGGUCAAAUUCGUAGUUUGUUGAUCAUUGCCUCUACUUUCUUUUUGGCUUUUGAAAUAAAGAUAAUGAGCUUACUGUGGGUUCUGAAUAAGUUUUUCAAAUUAUUAUGGAAUACAGUAUUGUUUUGAAUGGAAGUUGAUUAGUCUUCUCAUC
Messenger RNA from Argentina anserina (silverweed cinquefoil), 550 nucleotides. Its product is annotated as probable cytochrome c oxidase subunit 5C-1. The record is from RefSeq and is a predicted model, not a curated record. Bases 177 to 371 code for a protein of 64 amino acids. Lineage: Eukaryota; Viridiplantae; Streptophyta; Magnoliopsida; Rosales; Rosaceae. The transcript is spliced from 2 exons.